Dicrocoelium dendriticum is the source of this 2099-nucleotide messenger RNA. Lineage: Eukaryota; Metazoa; Platyhelminthes; Trematoda; Plagiorchiida; Dicrocoeliidae. The record is from the annotation of a GenBank genome assembly.
GGCUCACUAAGGCUUAACAGCACUUUAUCGAUUCCCGGUUCAACGAUCCAGUCAAGAGAGACCACUCGCCGAAUUGUCCUUCUCUUUCUGCCACACUUAAAUUUCAGUGUCUAAUCGCUUUCCAUAUUCAUCCUUCCCAAAAUUUAGAAUUCUUGGUGAUGAUUAAGCUCCUGUUUUUCUUACUUUGAUCAAGAAACGCGAUUAAAUUUGCUGACAGCUGUGCUCACAAUGCUUUCUGAGAACACCGCGGCGUGCAAAAUGGAAAAUGUCCCAUCAUCAGGAGCCACCAGUGCAGUUCAACUAACCCUAAGCAAUUACUUUAACAUGAAUUCAACCCCAGAGGAUCCGUUCGAAUCAGUUUUUUCCACGGAAUCCUCUACUGCUGAACCGAUUUCAGCACCUCCUUUGGAUGCCGAUUCGAACCAUCCGCACCUCGAUGUCCCAACAGACAGUGAUGCCAUGAAUCGUAUGAGACAGCGUGACGCCUGGUUGCCUUCCGAAUCCACUCUCCGAGCACUUUCAAAUGCGAGGUCAUCUGAAAACGUCCAUCACCCAGAAAUCAAGCCGUUUUUGUCGCAACCCGAGUUAGAGAGUUCUGCCGAGGGCAGCAUCCUUACUGAUCCGUAUCGAGCGCUAUUGCUCUGCCAUUUGAAAGAUGCGGCGGCGGUUGACCUCAUUCGUCGGAUUCCAAAUCCGUCGGAUCACAGUACGGGAAACAUCGAAUCGCUCAAAGAACUUGUUGCUAACGGAUGGUAUCGCCCAGCUUUGGAUCUGACCCGCCGGCUACUCACAGACGCGGGUUUCGUGGAGGAACAGGGUGGAGCGACCUUGACUCCGCUCACAGCUCAAAUUUGGCUUACUCGACUGGCUCUUUUGGUUCGCACGCGCAACUACGACCUAGCAGAACGGGAACUGGCUUCGUUUCAGACAUUGGAUGCCCCUAAUGUGUAUUUCGAACAUGCACCUGAAUUGUAUCCCAAUCGAGCAGGCUCCAUCAUUCCCUUUUCCCUACGUUUGUUACACGCUGAGCUACCCUUUCACUUGAGUCGUUCCGAAGAGGCCCUGAAUCGUUUAUACUAUCUCCUUGCUAUCAUCGACCGUAUUAAAACUAAUUUGCAACGUGGCUACAAUGAAGAUGGGACCAUCGCAAAACACGACCAGGAAUACUGUAGUUCAUCGUUGCGUCUUUGGUCCUCCCGUGAAUGUCGCGUUUUGUCCGGCUGUCUAUCCAUAUACCUCAGUGAAUACGACUACCAGGCUGCCAUAGAGACUGUGCAUCGGCUGGCAAUUGUAUGUGCAGCUGAUCAGUCCAUUCUACGUGGACUGGCGAGCGUUUUGGGACGAAUUUAUUUGCAAAUGGGAGAUUUGGAGACGGCUAAGACAUAUUUCGCUCGGGCCGUUUCCACACUGGAACAUAAAAACAGUCCACAGUUGUCCACUCAGCUGCUGUUCCAAAAUGCGUUGCUGUCUCUUGGAAAAGGUGACUACGAGGAGGCGAAAAAACAUUUUCAAGAAGUACUGUCGCUUGAUCCCACCAACGUGGCAGCUGUCAACAACAUGGUAGUUUGUUCCCUAUACCUCGGCCAGCUUUCCGGUGCAAUCCGCGUUCUCGAGACGUUACUCACUACGGGUCUGAAUGGUCAAGUACUCGAUACUUCUCACCCGACCCCCAGUGCGGUACUUACAUCUGCUUCAGUGAGCCAGCAGGACAAAAAUACUACAUACCUUCCGGUAACCCUUCAACGCCGAUUUUGCUUGCACGAUGCCUUAGUGUCCAACUUGGCUGUUCUUUAUGAAGUCGAGUCGGAAAGUGCUACUCGGAAAAAGGUCAACUUGCUUGAACGUUUGGCUGCUUUACCAGGCGAACCCGUACACAUUUCUGCUUUCAAGUUAUCGGCCUCCUAACUUGGACGCCGUGUAAUUCCCAAUACUAGCAACAUGGAUUUUUCCGUUCCCGUGUGUUAUCACCGAAGGACUCGAUUUAUACAAAGUUGUCCAAAGUGUAUUUAUCUCUAACAUGUAUCUUGUAUCACCGAAAAUAUCAUUUCAUCAUUCUGAAAGCGUUUAUACCAAACGUACAAUCCUAAACGCCAACAAAA